Messenger RNA from Harmonia axyridis, 854 nucleotides. Its product is annotated as multiple coagulation factor deficiency protein 2 homolog. Gene Ontology annotation, molecular function: calcium ion binding. Bases 234 to 770 code for a protein of 178 amino acids. The transcript is spliced from 4 exons. The record is from RefSeq and is a predicted model, not a curated record. Lineage: Eukaryota; Metazoa; Arthropoda; Insecta; Coleoptera; Coccinellidae.
GAGCAUAAAAGACAAACAGGUUAGUCAUACGUAUGAACUUGCGCCCUUAAAACGGUCCAGAACUAUCGAUUUCCAUCAUCAGAGGGUUGAUUGACCCAGAUAAGACUAACCUGAAAUACUUCAGUAGCACAAGACUCAGAGAAGAAAAACAAACACAGAACGCAUCUUAUGAAAUAUACCCAAGAGACUGUUUUCGAAGUGAUAAUCCUAUUGAAUUCGUUAGUAUAAGGAUAAUGCUCUUGCCAAGUUUACUGAUACUGUUUGUAGGAUUAAUUAUUUCUGUUGAAAGUAGAGGACCUCAUCACCCUAGAGGUGAACCUGUAAUUCGGAGACAUCACCUUCAUUAUAAACCAAACCCGGAUGAUAAAGAGAAACUAACUCAAGACAGUGCCCUUCUGCAUGAUAAGCAACAUAUAGAGGAACAUCUGGAAGAUAUGGUGGAGUCUCCAGAUUUGUCCAAAAUGUCUGACGAAGAACUAGAAUUCUACUACUUCCAAACUCACGAUACUGACAAAAACAACAAACUGGAUGGUUUGGAAAUAUUACAAGCCAUCACGCAUAUUUUAGAUGAAACAGAUGUCUCAGGGAAUAUAAACAACGACAGUGACUUCGAUUAUUAUAUAAGGCUUAUUGACCAAGUUUUAACAGAGGAUGACGUCGAUAACGAUGGUUUCCUAGACUAUCCAGAAUAUGUCAGAAGUAGACAGAGGUCUUCGAAAACUAUUAAAAAAAAAGAAGAAGAACCUCCAUUAGUAGAAAUUAUACCCUAAAAUGUACUUAAACUACUUAUACAUAUUUGUAAAUUUGUAAUAAAAUUUUUAUGGGAGAAUAAUUUACAAAUCUCAAAAAGUGAA